Messenger RNA from Tilletiopsis washingtonensis, 1240 nucleotides. RefSeq lists its product as hypothetical. The transcript has 5 exons. The coding region runs from base 13 to 1194 and encodes 393 amino acids. The record is from RefSeq and is a predicted model, not a curated record. Lineage: Eukaryota; Fungi; Basidiomycota; Exobasidiomycetes; Entylomatales.
CUCAGCCCAGGCAUGAGCGAUGGCGGCUCCGGCGACCUCGACGUCCUGCCGCAGCCGCCGCACGGCCUCGUGCCGCUGGCCGCCGGCUCGGCGCGGCUGGUGACGGACGCCGACGAAGAGACCUUUCUGCUGUACACCUUGUCUCCUCCGCCGCAAGACCAGCGCGGCCUGGGCUACGUCAAUGGCACGGCAGACCUGCUGCGCAUCAGCGUGCCGCUGCAAGGCGAUGGUUCAGCCGACGUGAAGGUCGAGGCGCUGGCCGCGGAUGAGGCCUCUGAUGCUCUUUCGAAGUCGACAAAGCAAAGCGGCGCAGCCAAGCGCUCAGCGAAGACCAGCAAGAAGAGCGCGCCGUCCGCCGAAGACAACAAUGUCGUGGUCGAGGUGCGGCAAGAUGUGACCUCGCUGCGAUCGACGACCGGCGACACCGGCAGCGUUGUCUGGCGCUCAAGUCUGCUGCUCGCCUCGCUGAUUCUGCGACGCCUCUCGGCACCUACGCUGCUCCCGGGCACCGUCUCAUGCGACGACGACAUCGGCACGCUCUUCGAGCCUGAGCUGCUCGCUCGCGCACGGGUCCUCGAGCUCGGCGCCGGCACCGGUGUGCUCCCGAUGCUGCUCUUCGCGCACCCUGCGCUGCGAGCUCCAGACGCCACAACGACGUGGCUCGCAACCGAUCAAGAGGCCAUGCUAGGGCUGCUACGGCGCAACGUCGCUCGACAGCAGAGUGCGCUCGGCGGGGAGUCGUCUGCAGGUGGACGAUUGGACGCUCUGCCUCUGGACUGGAACGAGGCGCUUGAGGUCCAGCAGAGCGGCAGCGAGGCGCGCCAGGACAGGCUGCGCCGUGCAGUCUUUGCGUCGUUCGAGCAACGACCGAGCUGUGCAGAUGCGAGUGCAGAUGCAGACGAGCCGGCGUGGCCCGACCUCAUCCUCGCCUCCGACUGCAUCUACAACCCCUCGCUCUUCCCUGCGCUGCUGGCAACCAUCGACGUGCUCUCGGCGCCGCAGCGCACCCUUGUGCUCGUCAUCUGCGAGCUGCGCUCGGCGGAGAGCGUGCGCGAGUUCCUGGCGCAGUGGCUUGCGCAUGGCGUCGAGGAACGCUCGCAGCCGAGCCGCUGGUGCAUCUGCAGCAUCGAGCAGGAGGUGCUGGGCGCGCGCCUUGCUAAGGGCAACGCCGCAUGGCUGGCGUGGAAGCGAUGAAGCUGCCGCUCGAAGCUGCAAUAGAGCUGUGUCUGCAUGAGAGCGC